Messenger RNA from Amorphotheca resinae ATCC 22711, 234 nucleotides. RefSeq lists its product as hypothetical. The transcript is spliced from 2 exons. NCBI's taxonomy places the organism in Eukaryota, Fungi, Ascomycota, Leotiomycetes, Helotiales, Amorphothecaceae. The coding region runs from base 1 to 234 and encodes 77 amino acids. The record is from RefSeq and is a predicted model, not a curated record.
AUGUCUGCACAAAAUACCGGUCGUCAAUCCCCUUCUCCUGAGCGACAAUCAGGCGCUCAACAGAAGGAUGCCCCUUCGAGUGGGCAAGGCGUCAACGAAACGUCAAAGAACAAGAGAGAGAGCCAGGCUGACAUCAAUGCACUUACAUCCAACCCAAAGGGUCCGAUGGAUGAUCAUGUAGCGGAGACUACGAAGAAGACGGUUAAAAAUGUGGCCGGCGAUAUAACGUACUGA